AUUUUAUACAACAAAAGGAUUUAUCGUCACUUUAAAAGAGGGUAGCCGUGGUGUGCCUAUAAUCAUGCUGCCACAUGUUCGGCCUGUGCUGGGCCAGUUGGUCAAUGUAGGACAGUGUACAGAAAUUGUACCAUUUUUCAAAUACAAUUAGACUACACAUGAUAGGGAACAUACAGAGGUGGAAGGCUGUGUUGCUGUUUUCAGAAAAUAUUCCGGAAAUGCCCAUAGAGAUAUGUAUUACCUACGCAAGACAUGUGCCUUACUAUCACUGGGAUGGUUAUUUUACUAAUGCAUUUAACUAUCCAAGAAAACAAAGGAUGCUACAUCUACUAAUAAAAUUCACACUUGAGAGAAAUCGUACACUUGUGGCACAUCCUGUGUAGUGUUGCAUUCACUAACUAGUAUCAGUGGUAUACAUAAACUGCGAAUUUCAACUGGAGAGAAAGUGGUAUAUAUGAAACAUGAUAUGCUGCUGAUAGUCAUAAGUCAAAAGCAAACCAACAUGAGAAAACACAAAGAAGCGAACCCAUACAAAUGUGGCACUUGCAGUGCUGCUUUUGCUAGAAAAUUCUCUUUACAGUGUCAUACGAGAACUCACACAGGAGAAAAACCAUACAAAUGUGGAACUUGUGGUGUUUCUUUUGCAAGACCCUCUAAUUUACAAAAACACAUGAGUAUUCACACUGGGGAAAAACCGUACAAAUGUGACAUGUGCAGUGCUUCUUUUUCAAGAAACGCUCAUUUACAAUAUCACAUGAGAGUUCAUACAGAAGAGAAACAAUACAAAUGUGACCUAUGCAGUGCUUCGUUUGGUUUGAAGGGUCAUUUGCAACGACACAAAAAGAAAGUUCACACAGGAGAUAAUUCAUAUAAAUGUGACACAUGCAAUGCUGCCUUUUGGAGAAAAAAUGGUUUACAAAGUCAUCUGAGAAUUCACACACCAGAGAAGCAGUACAUUUGUGAAUUCUGUUCAGCUACUUUUAGUUGGAAAGGUGAUUUACGAGACCAUAUGAAAAUACACCCAAGAAGUAAACCAUACAAAUGCGGGAAAUGUUUUGCUGACUUUGUUCAAAGCAGUAGUUUACAACGCCAUUUGAGGAAACAUACAGAGGAUAAAACAGAGGUGAAACUAUACAAAUGCGAGUUAUGCGGCGCUGCCUUUACACUGGAACAGUAUCUUAGUAGUUGUAGAUCAAAAACAGGGAGUACACAGGAAGAACGACAGACUUGUGAGACAUUCGGAACUACUUGCACAUCCCUACCAUACAAGUGUGAAUCCACGUGUGAGACAUUCCGAACUACUUGCACACCCAAACCAACCAAGUGUGAAUCCACGUGUGAGAUAUUUGAAACUACUUGCACACUCAAACCAACCAAGUGUGAAUCCACAUGUGAGACAUUCGGACUUACUUGCACACCUCUGGAAAUCAAAAGUGAACCAACGUGUGAGCCAUUUGGAACUUCUUGCUCAUCCCUAGCAACCAAGUGUGAAUCCACGCGUGAGCCAUUCAGAACUUUUUGUUCACCCCUAGCAACCAAGUGUGAAUCAACGUGUGAGACAUUAGGAACUUCAAGUUCACCCCUAGCAACCAAGUGUGAAUCAACGUGUGAGACAUUCGGAACUUCUAGUUAACCCCUGGCAACCAAGUGUGAAUCUACUUGUGAGACAUUCGGAUAUUCUUGUUCACCCCUAGCAACCAAGUGUGAAUCCACAUGUGAGACAUUCGGAACUUAUUGUUAACCCCUAGCAACCAAGUGUGAAACUUCUUGGGAGUCGGAUAUUCUUGUUCACCCCUAGCAACCAAAUGUGUGAAUCUACGUGUGAGACAUUCGGAACUACUUUAACACUUACGAACAACAAAGUGUGAACCAAUUUGUGUGACGAAUGAAGCUCAAUUCGGAACUCCUCGGCCAUUUUAUUCGAAAACAACUUCGGAUGUUUUUGGACGGUUUUCAUACUCAGAAAUUGGUAUGUUUAAUUCCGCUACAAGUAGAUCGCGUAGUAAUUUAAUUUUGCAGUUAAAGUUAAUGACUUAAGUUUUGGUAAACUGAAUUAUGUUUGACAAAAUACACUUUAAAUAUUAUUUGCAAUCAAAUUAAACUUAGAUCAACAUAUAUAAGCUAAACUAAUAUAAAUGACAUAAUUCAAAAUUUAACGAACUACUUCUACUGAUCUUCUAAGUGAUUACUUAUCAUUAUCACAUGUUUAUCAAUUUAUGUUUUAAAGGAACCGUUUCGAUGUCCGUUAAUAGACAAACACCGAUAUAAAAUAUGUUCUUAUAAUCAGACUUCCCGAAAGUUGAAAAAAGGUGGCAGACAUUCGGUCUGACAAGACAUAAAAAUCUGUCAGACCGAAAGAAAAUCUGCCAGACCGAAACAAGAGGAACAAAAACGAAGUAAUAACAUUGCUUUAUUCAUCAAUAGCAGCUUACUGCUAAAUAAAGGCUUUAUU
Molecule: messenger RNA, 2452 nt
Organism: Mya arenaria
Lineage: Eukaryota; Metazoa; Mollusca; Bivalvia; Myida; Myidae
Product: zinc finger protein 761-like
Exons: 3
Coding region: 455-1633 (392 amino acids)
Biological process (GO): regulation of transcription by RNA polymerase II
Molecular function (GO): DNA-binding transcription factor activity; RNA polymerase II cis-regulatory region sequence-specific DNA binding
Source: RefSeq, a predicted model, not a curated record